This is a messenger RNA of Lobosporangium transversale, 1757 nucleotides long. Its product is annotated as 26S proteasome non-ATPase regulatory subunit 5. Gene Ontology annotation, cellular component: cytosol. The coding region runs from base 16 to 1629 and encodes 537 amino acids. The transcript is spliced from 10 exons. Gene Ontology annotation, biological process: proteasome assembly. Lineage: Eukaryota; Fungi; Mortierellomycota; Mortierellomycetes; Mortierellales; Mortierellaceae. The record is from RefSeq and is a predicted model, not a curated record.
CAUUGAAUAUUCACCAUGCCAACAGUAGAAGCACCCAACACAAACGGUGGAAACCAAUCUCAAUUCCAGGAUAUCCUAACUACUUUUACCUCACUAACAGAUCCCCUUGCUAUUCAUAGUGCACUCCUUGUUCUAGAUCAUGCAUUGCAAGGAGCCAAUGCAUCUGAAGCGACUCAGCAAAUUCUGAGCUCUAUUCCCUUAUCACACUUUCUUCAACUCCUGGAGACAGAUCAUGGCAACGACACGGAGCUCACCAUUGAUAGGACUUGCAACGUAAUUGAAUCUCUCCUCCGGGACCAGUCCUUUUCAACCAUUAGUCAAGAUUCAUUGUUGCAUGAUGCACUUCUUCAAGCCCUAAACGCUGCUUUCCCUCGAGUCCAUGCCUUGGGACUAUCACAGGUGGAUAAAAUUGCCAAUGAGAACAUCUCGGUCCUAAAAUCCAUGUUGGAAUCAGAUGUCUUUAAGGCUACUGUAGAAGGCAUUGCAUCAGAAAGUAUCGCCAUUGCAGAACGCUCCAAGCAAACUUUGUUAAAGAUCUGUAAAGGACAGGAUAGGCUCAAGGCAGUUGUCAACUACGACCCAUCAUUUUACUUGAUCCGCAAUCUUGCAACCUCAAGAGGUUCAGUUGUCCAACUGCGUAUGAUUGAGGCCUUAGCCUCACUGGCAGGAGAAUCACAGGAAUCUUUGAAUCUAUUGGAAAGCAUGGGCCUUUUGGACUCGCUUAAAAAUGGCUUGGGUGCGGUGGAUAUUUUGACUCGCUUUAAUAUUAUUGAGAUCUUGUCAGAGUUCGGGGCCACAAAAGCUGGAAGUCAAUAUCUCGACCAAUCAGGCAUAUUGAAGCGACUAGGAGAAGUUGUACAAUUUGAAGUACAGGAUGACGAACUGGGAACGACUGCUAUCAUAAAACUAUAUGGGAAAUUGGGAUCAUCAACUGAUAUCGAUUUUAUUGCCUUGGAUAUGAAGUACCAGAUCUUAUCUCAACUCCAGUGGAUCUUAGUCGGUAGUGAUGACUAUACACCAUCUGAGUCAUUGCAGGUGGAAGCAAUGGCCACCUUUGGGUUGUCUGGAGGCAAUAUUCGAAAUUUGGAGUGGGUCUGUGAUAGUUCAUGCGCUUCUACAUUCAUUGGCCUCUUGUCAACUCUACGCCGUGAUAGUAAAGUCGGGUGGUACCACUCUCUUGCGCAGAUUUUGGCCUGCAGUUCGAAUCCUUCCUCAGAGAUACAACGCAUCAUUUCAAACUUCUAUAGCAAGCUUGAAGAACCAGGACAGAGUCCAUUUAUUACUCGCCUUCUUGUUUCUGCUAAAUCCCAAACUACAGAGCUGUCUAUGUCGGCAUUAACGGUGAUGAUAUCCUUGGCGCGCUAUCCUUUUGGCGUGCAGAAUAUGGGUUCACAACGAGAGGUAAUCUCAUUUCUUUUGGAUCGGAACGCUGAGUUAUCUCAUCCGCAAAAGGUUGCCAAAUUUGAAGUGAUCGAAGCAGUUCUCAAGACUUACGAUGAUGCAAAGAGAACAUCCAAUACGAGCCUACUAAUGAACGAUCAAGUAUCGCAUCUCGACCUUAUUCGUCGUCAAGGCCCUUUUUACCAACGCGCCACUGCUACAGUUGCUAUCCAAGACAUUGCAGCAUAAUAACACACAUCAAAUAAUUUUUUACCCAUUUGUUUAUUAAUUGUGACAAGUCUUGUACAGGUUUAAGAGAGAAUAAGUAAAAAUAUGCAAUGACUUCUGCAGUUCUUUUUGUGCAGAAGGAAACAAAG